ACAAAAUUCUUUUCUUCUUGGGAAAAUAAAUAUGGAGACAAAGCUUACAAGAACCAACAAAAUAUUGUUCCUUUCUUUUCUUUUCCUCACAAAUGCAUUCAUUGCAACAUGUCAUGAAGUUGAUGAUGAAAGUGAGUUUAGUUAUGAUAGAGAGAGUGAAAAUGGACCAACACAUUGGGGUGAAAUUCAUCCAGAAUGGAAAAUGUGUAACUCUGGAAAAUUGCAAUCUCCAAUUGAUCUUUUGAAUGAGAGAGUUGAAGUUGUUUCUCAUUUGGGAAGACUUCAUAGAAGCUACAAAACAUCAUCCUAUGCUACUCUCUUGAAUAGAGGACAUGAUAUGAUGUUAAGAUGGGAAGGUGGAGCUGGACAUAUUAAAAUAAAUGGAACUAAAUAUCAACUCAAUCAAGCUCAUUGGCAUUCACCUUCUGAACAUACCAUCAAUGGAAGAAGAUUUGAUUUGGAGGUUCAUUUGGUACAUGAAAGUGAAGAUGGAAAGACUGCAGUUGUUGGAAUAAUGUACAAAAUUGGAAGAGCUGAUCCCUUCUUGUCUAUGAUUGAGAGUGAUUUGAAAGCUCUAGCACAUACAAAAAAUGUGGAGAGAAAUAUAGGAGUAAUUGAUCCAAAAAAGGUGAAAUUGGGUAGCAGAAAAUAUUAUAGAUAUAUUGGCUCUUUGACUGUUCCUCCUUGCACUCAAGAUGUUGUAUGGACUAUUGUAAGAAAGGUGAGGACUGUUACAAAAGAACAAAUGAAGCUAAUUCGUGAAGCAGUUCAUGAUGAAUCUGAGACAAAUUCAAGACCAGUCCAAGCAACAAACAAACGAACAAUUCAACUCUAUAGACCAAAUGAUCCUAAAGAAUAAUUGAUUAUAUUCUACAAUAUAAUCUCAAAAAUAAAAUAUAUUUCUAUAUUCUAGUUAUAAUAAUUAUGAUGAUUUUGUUUAUUGUACCAAAAAAAUAA
Molecule: messenger RNA, 957 nt
Organism: Solanum stenotomum
Lineage: Eukaryota; Viridiplantae; Streptophyta; Magnoliopsida; Solanales; Solanaceae
Product: alpha carbonic anhydrase 7-like
Exons: 9
Coding region: 32-859 (275 amino acids)
Molecular function (GO): zinc ion binding; carbonate dehydratase activity
Source: RefSeq, a predicted model, not a curated record